AAGCGCACCACCAGACCCAUGCAUUUAUAAUACUCGCUUUAAUCUACAAUCAAUCUAAUCAAAUUAACUAAAAUGCCCCUACGAUUUGAGCCCACGCAGUGCUCUCUGCCACUACUGAAUUUUCUGACCACUGCCUUAAAUGGAUCUCUCUGUCCCUACGCCAACUUUUCUUUAUAAUCAGCCUUUAACUGCCUUCCACUCUUGCUCUCUCUAUGUCAUUGCCCAAACUUUUAGUUUCACAGUGCUGCGAUCGGGUCCGGCGACGUUGCCUGAACCGGCUCAAGUUGGAGCUCCUUGUUCGUAGGACCCGGUGUUGGCACUGAUCAGUGUGGUUGAUGAUGGUGUGCAGUGGAUUUUUGUUUGUUUGUUUGGAUGGUUUUUGAGCGAUUGAGAUGAAUCCGCUGUGCUGCAUUGCUCCUGUUUCGAUCGAUCGGGACCGGGCUAAUCCGGUCGGGGCGAAAUCCCCGGGUCAGUGCCAGAUAGGGCUCGACGCGCCGGUGAGAACCGUGAGCUACACGAGACCAAGCCUCUCGGCUCAGGUGUCGUCGGCGGGUAUCGAUUCGGACAGGGUUUCGGCGGUGGUGAAACACGACGCCGAGGAUGCGGUCGCCGAGGCGAGGGAUUCGAAGGCGUACGGCGGCGUGAGUGGCGGAGUGGCGGGGAUUCUGUACAAGUGGGUGAACUAUGGGAAGGGAUGGAGGUCGAGGUGGUUCGUGCUCGAGGACGGCGUGCUCUCGUACUACAAGGUUCACGGGCCGGACAAGAUUCUGAUCAGCCCGGCGAGAGAGAUGGGCGUGAAGGUGAUCGGCGAGGACUCGAUGAGGUAUAUGCGGAAGGCUAAUUGGAGUAGCAACCGGCUCGGCGGGUCGGCCAGGGAGUGCAAGCCUUUUGGCGAAGUGCAUUUGAAGGUUUCUUCAGUUCGUGCAAGCAAAUCUGAUGAUAAAAGGCUUUCAAUAUUCACUGGAACAAAAACUCUUCACUUGCGCUGUGUAUCUAGGGAGGACAGAUCUGCGUGGAUUGAGGCACUCCUGGCUGCUAAGGAUCUAUUCCCUAGAGUUUUGACUUGCAAUGAAUUCGCACCUGCCGAAGAUGUAGUUGUUUCAACAGAGAAGCUCCGGUUACGAUUAUUGCAGGAAGGCAUUGGUGAGGCAGUUGUCAAAGAUUGCGAAUCAAUCAUGCUCUUAGAAGUCUCUGAGUUGCAAAACCGGUUGAAGGCUCUUCAACAUAAACAUGUUAAGUUGUUAGACACGCUGAGACAAUUGGAGACGGAGAAAAUAGAGCUGGAAACUACUGUGGUGGAUGAAACAAAAGAACGCGAGUCAUGUUGUGGACAAGGGAAUGGAAGAUUUAGUGAUUUCUAUUCUGUCAUGUCAGAGGGCAGUGCUACGGACUCUUGUGCAGAUAAUGAGAGUCAAGAUGGAGCAGAUGUUGAAACAGAUGAAGAUGACAGAACAUACUUCGAUACAAAUGAUUUUUUGUCUUCAGAUGCUUUAAGAAGUGCUUCAUAUAGGAGUAGGGAAACUCUGGGAAAUGCUUAUAUAUAUGAUAGAGAUUCCUUCUUUUCUGAUCAUUUGCAUGGAAUUGAGAAGGAGAUCAGGGUAGUUCAAUAUCCAUACGUCAAAAGAAGGGAUAAUUUGCCAGAACCAAAGGAGAAAGAGAAGCCCGUAGGCUUGUGGUCAAUUAUCAAGGAUAAUAUUGGAAAGGAUCUCUCUGGAGUUUGUCUUCCUGUUUAUUUUAAUGAACCACUGUCUUCAUUGCAAAAGUGCUUUGAAGAUCUGGAGUAUUCAUACUUGGUUGAUCGAGCACUGGAAUGGGGAAAGCAGGGGAAUGACUUGAUGAGAAUUUUAAACAUUGCAGCCUUUGCUGUAUCUGGUUAUGCGUCAACAGAAGGACGGCAGUGCAAACCCUUCAAUCCUCUGCUUGGGGAGACAUAUGAGGCUGAUUAUCCAGAUAAAGGACUUCGUUUUUUCUCUGAAAAAGUGAGUCACCAUCCAAUGAUUGUUGCUUGUCACUGUGAAGGAAGAGGAUGGAAAUUCUGGGCGGAUUCCAAUCUCAAAGGCAAGUUUUGGGGCCGUUCUAUUCAGCUUGAUCCUGUAGGUGUCCUUACUCUGCAGUUUGAGGAUGGCGAGAUGUUUCAGUGGAGCAAGGUUACCACUUCUAUUUAUAAUAUCAUAUUAGGUAAAAUCUAUUGUGACCAUUAUGGCACAAUGCGCAUUAAGGGCAGUGGAAAUUACUCCUGCAAGCUCAAGUUCAAGGAGCAGUCUAUCAUAGACCGAAAUCCACAUCAGGUCCAUGGAUUUGUGCAAGACAAUAGAACUGGAGAGAAGGUAGCUAUGUUGGUCGGGAAGUGGGAUGAGGCUAUGUACUAUGUGCUGGGAGAUCCAACUACAAAGCCUAGGGGUUAUGAUCCAAUGACAGAAGCUGUUCUGCUGUGGGAAAGAGAUAAAUUUGUUACCAAGACAAGAUACAAUCUCUCUCCUUUUGCAAUAUCCUUAAAUGAACUGACAACUGGCUUAUUGGAGAAAUUGCCUCCAACUGACUCGAGGCUGAGGCCGGAUCAAAGACAUCUAGAGAAUGGAGAGUAUGAAUUAGGAAAUGCAGAGAAGCUAAGGCUUGAGCAGUUACAGAGACAGGCAAGGAAGUUGCAGGAGAGAGGGUGGCAGCCAAGAUGGUUUCAGAAGGAUGAGGAUGGUUGUUACCGUUAUAUGGGUGGAUACUGGGAGGCAAGAGAUAAGAGGAACUGGGAUGGAAUUCCUGAUAUAUUUGGCCAAAGUAGCGAUUUCCCUUCCUGCUCAGGAGAAGAGUAAGGUGUCCAUUUGGUCCAUCUUGCUCUAAAUUAUUUUGGUUUCCUUGUUUCCCUCUACUGGGUUUGAGUUUAGCUGUAGCUACUCUCAAGUUAUAAAGAAGCUCCUAAAAAGUUUUAAUCUAAAUUUUGAAGGCUUUUGUGAUCUAAUUAGUUCCAUCAA
Alnus glutinosa is the source of this 2966-nucleotide messenger RNA. Its product is annotated as oxysterol-binding protein-related protein 1D. The record is from RefSeq and is a predicted model, not a curated record. Gene Ontology annotation, cellular component: intracellular membrane-bounded organelle; cytosol; membrane. The coding region runs from base 393 to 2807 and encodes 804 amino acids. Lineage: Eukaryota; Viridiplantae; Streptophyta; Magnoliopsida; Fagales; Betulaceae. Gene Ontology annotation, molecular function: sterol binding. The transcript is spliced from 8 exons.